AUGAAAUUUUUAAAGAAGACGAUGAAUUGUAUAAAAGCAGUUAUUUUAUUCUGGACCUGCAUCAUAGCUUUCCAUGCAUCGGUGACCGCUCACGUGUUUGAUGAUUUCCCAUCGGAGAGAGGUCACCAUUUUGAUGAUUGGGACAUAAGUGCAAUAAAAGUAAACUCUUGUGGAGGAAUACUUAAAAGUAUUGAUAUACACUAUGAGUUUAUACGUAAUGCGAGGACCAAGUACCUCUUUGAUAUGUACAAUUAUACAAAUUUUAAAUUUGAUGUCCGUGGUCCACGUGUAAAGACAUUUACUUAUGAUACAUCGCCGUGUGAUGAAGGAAUGAAGCAUAAUCUUCAAACAAUUGGAAUAUUGCCUGGAAAAAAUAAUGAUUCUUAG
Macrosiphum euphorbiae (potato aphid) is the source of this 387-nucleotide messenger RNA. Lineage: Eukaryota; Metazoa; Arthropoda; Insecta; Hemiptera; Aphididae. The record is from the annotation of a GenBank genome assembly.